AUGGAGGGAGAGCCGAUGCCCGAUGCCUUGAUCCCCCCAACCCUGCAACUACAGACUAACGUCUCCGAAUUCCCCCCGCCGUCAUUGUCACCAUCUUUUAAGCUCGAUGAAGGAUAUUCGGAUGAUACACGAAGCCAGGCGGAGAAGGAUCUAGGAUCGGACAAUGUUAUGGCACUUCCAAACUGGGUGCUCGCCCUGAGUGAGGCCGGUAGAGCUGGUAUGAUAUCGCUUUUUCUUGGUGAUUCUUUGUCGCGCUUCAAGCACUUCGAGCUCGCAUACAGUCUUCUCCGAUCUCUCCGAACCUCAAGCAUCGUCGCAGUGGUUGACCGAUUGAAUCCUGUUCUCCACAUGGAUCCAGUAGUCAAGCUCCCGCCCGAAGUCACGCUCGAGAUCUUUUCUUACCUCGAACCUCGCACCCUCCUAAAUGCGUCACUCGCAUCUCGUUCGUGGCGUGAUCGAAUUCUGGACUCGGGCUUGUGGAGGUUCCUGUAUGCCAAUGAAGGCUGGCGAGCAAAUCUGCCCGCGAUUCGUGCAUUUGAAGAAGAAAAUUUCGAAUCCGUCUCGCCUCAAACGCGAAAGUCUCGUCUGCGACAUCCCGAACCGGACCUCGGCGAACCUCGACAGAAAAAGCGUGUUCCCCCUACAUGGCUUGACUCACGGAGUGGCGAAGGCGCACCCUCAACCGUGUUUGGUGGCCCUCAACCUGAAGCCGAUGACGAAGGAGAUCACCAUAUGACCGACGAAAAUAACCACACGACCGAUGACCAUGAUCGCAAUGCGGAUUCGUUUACCGAUGACUCGGACUUCACUAUGCUGAAUACCCUCUCUCUGCCUUCUUCGCCUCUAUACCCGCCCCUGCAAUCUUCUAUUCUCAUGCGAUCCUUGAAUGGCAGUGCUCAAAUCAACUGGACCCACCUGUACAAGCAGCGACGCCGCCUUGAAGCAAACUGGCACCAGGGUCGAUACACCAACUUCCAACUACCAGACCCCUCUUACCCAGACGAGGCUCACCGGGAAUGUGUCUAUGCAAUUCAGUUCGAAGGCAACUGGCUGGUCAGCGGAAGUCGGGAUAAGACAUUGCGAGUCUGGGAUCUAACGACAAAACGAUUGCGGUACAAGCCGCUGCAGGGACAUUCAAAGUCCGUUCUGUGCCUCCAAUUUGACCCUAGUCCCGAGGAAGACAUCAUCAUCUCUGGCAGCAGCGAUAAGUCUGUCAUCAUUUGGAACUUUUCCACUGGCGAGCGAGUCCAUCGGAUUGAGGGGGCGCAUCUUGACUCUGUGCUGAAUCUCAAAUUUGACAAACGCUACCUGGUCACCUGCUCCAAAGACCGCACUGUGAAGGUGUGGAACCGUCGUGAUUUACUACCCAAUAGCAGUGACUAUCCGCGCAUGUGUCGGGGAGCCGGAGCCACAUAUCCCUCACACAUCAUUGAUCUCAACGACGUUUCACCGAGUUUCAUCGAGGCUGGCAUUGCCAAUGACCAGAUCAAAGCCCUGAAGCCAUACUCUUUGUUGAUGACCGUGCAAGGACAUGGUGCUGCCGUGAAUGCCAUGCAGAUUAACGGCGAUGAUAUUGUGACCGCGUCUGGAGAUCGCAUGAUAAAGGUCUGGAAUAUUCGCACCGGUGCCUGCACGAAAACUCUGAUGGGCCACGAGAAGGGAAUUGCCUGUGUUGAGUUUGACAGCCGCAGAAUCAUCAGUGGCAGCAACGAUAACACGGUUCGCGUCUAUGACCAUGCCUCAGGAGCCGAGGUGGCUUGCCUUCGGGCGCACAGCAACCUUGUUCGUACUCUCCAAGCAGGGUUUGGUGACCCACCAGGCGCCGAUGAAAUUCUCCGCCAAGAAGCACAGGCUGUGGAGAAUGAGUUCUUCGCUGCUCAAGAGUCCGGACAAGCUGUCUCUUUAGGCCGACGGGAGCAACGACGAUUGAAUGGCUAUGAAACCAACACCCACGGAUCACGGGAUCCCCGCGACAUCACUGCUCUGGGGGCCAAGAUCCCUCCCGGUGGUGGAGGCAGCAAGUGGGCCCGUAUCGUGUCCGGAUCUUACGACGAAACCAUUGUGAUCUGGCACAAAGACGGCGAUGGCAAAUGGACCCAGGCUCAUCAAUUGAAACAACAUGAUGCAGUCGCCAAUGCCGGCCGCGAGAACCUCAGCGAAGUGGCGCGUACCACUGUCGCCGCCCAAGUUCAGCAUUUGCAAGCUGCACAGGUCCUGAUGACCCUUCCUGGACACCAUGCCGGUGGCCAAGCCCCCAAUGCAAACCACGCGCAAGCCGGGCCUGCCAACCACCACAAUCCUUUACACGCACCCCCUGCACCUGCCAAUCAGGCCACACCACAACCCCCUCCUGUUCACCACCAUCAUCACCACGUCCGCAGACCCCCACUGGCCCCCCAUUCAGCUGCGAGGGUCUUCAAGCUUCAGUUCGACGCGAGAAAAAUCAUCUGUGCUAGUGUAGACCCUCGCAUUGUGGGAUGGGAUUUUGCCAACGACGACGAAGAAAUCAUCGAGGCAUGCCCAUUCUUCCAGGGACUGUGA
Messenger RNA from Penicillium salamii, 2541 nucleotides. NCBI's taxonomy places the organism in Eukaryota, Fungi, Ascomycota, Eurotiomycetes, Eurotiales, Aspergillaceae. The record is from the annotation of a GenBank genome assembly.